AUGACUGGGAAAAGGAACAAACAAGAGGUGACGAAUAUUCAAGAUGAUCAGAAUAUAGCGAAUAAUAAUGCAUCUGCCGCAAAUGCUGGGAUAAACGCUAAUCAAGGACCCCCUGUUGAAAAUAGACAAGAUUCAAUAUCAAUGUAUACUAAUUUCAAUCAACCUAGAUAUUCCACAGAUGCUUCAAUUUCAACUUUUUUGAAUAUCUCAGAUGGUCAAUCAAAUGUUCAAUCUGGCGUUCCUUCGAAUUUCAAUCAGGGUCGUCCAUCUAUACCAGGCUCUAGCGACAUAUCAUCAAUAGGAAGGGGUUAUUCUAUAGUGAAUAGCUUCUGGCCUCAGCAACAACAACAACAGCAGCAGCAGCAACAACAACAGCAGCCACAGCAAGCACAACAACAGCAGCCAUCACAACAACAGUCUCAACAACAGCAGCCACAACAGCAACAACCUUUGCCUUCCUUGACAAAUCAAAGAAAUAAUAGCCAAACACAAGAAUAUAAUAUACCUGGUAAUCAAUUUAACAAUGCUAUUAGAAGGCAAAGCGAGACCUUGGAACCUUUUAUGCCACCAAGAUUUAAAACUCCAUCUUUUUCAGCUGCAUCAAAUCCAGGUGAUGGGAAACAAGCUGGGGGAAACGCAGCUACUGCCGGUGGCAACAUAAAUACUGGAGCUGGUAGAUCAGGUGCUCCAACCAAUACCAACGCUGGUGGGAAUAAAUACAACAAGAACGCGAAAAGAUACUCUAUAUAUAAUUAUGGAGCCAAUGAUGGUACAGAUAUGGAAUUUUUUAAUGCUCAGAAGAAAGAUAGUAUAAAUUCGACAAUGAAACCACCAAUGAUAGUACCUUUAGGAAGUGCAUCGAUUGCAGGAUCAGGAAAUGUAACUCAACAAGGUGUAAGUUCUGGAACUGGUGGCAAAUUGAACGAAUUUGAUACUCUAUUCAAUUCACAACAAUCAAGAAAUAAUUCAAUGAAGUUUACCUCUGAUGAUUUCGAUUUCCAAUUCAAGAGAAGAGAUUCUAAUUUGAGGGGAAAUGGAGAUGGGAAAUUACAACAACAAUUGCAACAUCAAAACCAACCCGCAUUACAACAACAUAUGGCCAACCAGAUUGCUAUGCAGCAACAAAUGCAAGAUGCUAGCAAUUUAGGUGGUGAGAAAAGUACAAAAUCAAAGAAGCGCAAGAAAUCAUCUUCGAAGGAUAAAACGCCAUUAAUGCAAAAUCAACAAAUUCCUGGGGCAGAUAAGGCAAGUGCACCUGAAACUUUAGCGAAGUUUCCAAACGCAGGUAUGGAUAUCACCUCUGUGAAUGAACCACUUGAUAACACAAGACCAUUGUUAGGUGUAACUAAAGUUGAUCAAUUAAUGUUAAUUAUUGAAGCAAGAAAGAAAGGUGUUACAGAAAAAGUCAGUACUACUGCAGCUGGUGAUCUAUUACUUGAUCAAACAUCAAAUAUUUUGCCGCCUUCAAAUCAAUUAGUGGGUGGUGUCGAGAAGCCGAAAUCUGCACACGGAAUCAAACAACAUGAGUGUCCAUAUUGUCACCGUUUUUUCACACAAUCUACUCAUUUAGAAGUUCAUGUUAGAUCACAUAUUGGUUACAAGCCUUUCCAAUGUGAGUACUGUGGUAAGAGAUUCACACAAGGUGGUAAUUUGAGAACACAUCAAAGAUUACACACUGGAGAAAGACCUUACAGUUGUGAAUUAUGUGGCAAAAAAUUCUCUAGAAAGGGUAAUUUAGCUGCACAUUUCCUCACUCAUCAAAAAUUAAAGCCUUACGUCUGUAAACUUGAUGAAUGUAAUAAGUCAUUUACUCAAUUGGGUAAUAUGAAAGCUCAUCAAAAUAGAUUUCAUCUGAAUACUCUAAUGGAACUUACAGCAAAAUUAGCUUCGAUGGAACCUAAUAGUCAGAUUCCAGAUGGUGAAAGAGAAUUACUGGAAUAUUUUUCUUCAAUUUAUAAGAAUUCAAACAAAGGUAUUAAAGGUAGAGGGAAAAACACUUCGAAUACGAUGCAUGUCCCUUUAACUGAUGCAGCAGCUCAACAUGGAAACACUCAUAUGGGUGGUGCAAUGACUAACCCAACAUCCCUUGCAGAGGGAGCCACAAUGGUUGAUCCAAAUAAGGAUACUAUGAAAUUACCAUCGCCAACUCACCAUUUACAAAAUGACAAAGUCUCUGGUGUCAAUUAUGAAUUUUCUUCUAUCCAACCACACCAGCAAGGGCAUCAUGUAAUUCCUCAAUCAAAUGAAUUUGAAUUUUCAUUAGAAGGUCACUCUAAGCUUGAUGAUUCAGAUGCCUCUAAAUCUCAAAAUAUUCACACACAAAUUCCUCAACAGCAUAGGUAUCAAGAGCAAGUUCAUUUUAAUGAUAUUAAUUUUAAAGGUUAA
Molecule: messenger RNA, 2385 nt
Organism: Vanderwaltozyma polyspora DSM 70294
Lineage: Eukaryota; Fungi; Ascomycota; Saccharomycetes; Saccharomycetales; Saccharomycetaceae
Product: C2H2-type zinc finger protein
Exons: 1
Coding region: 1-2385 (794 amino acids)
Biological process (GO): regulation of transcription by RNA polymerase II
Cellular component (GO): PcG protein complex; transcription regulator complex
Molecular function (GO): RNA polymerase II cis-regulatory region sequence-specific DNA binding; DNA-binding transcription factor activity, RNA polymerase II-specific
Source: RefSeq, a predicted model, not a curated record